AUGGAAUUCAGAGGCUAUGGUAUAUAUGUUCUUCAUGACUUUUUAUACUACAACAAAUUUGCUAAGUUAGAUGAUGAUGACAUCAAAACAUUAGGAAGUCUUUUGAUCAAGAUGAUUAUUAACCAGAUCAAUGUUGCGGAUGAUGUACUCCCGAAGGAUACAUUCAAUGCGUUUGGAUUUCUUUUUGGAGGAAUCUUGCACAGAUAUGCCAAACUGGAAGGUGCAGAUAAGGCCAUUAUUAAAGACAUCGAAGCAUUCGCCAAAUGUUUCCGUUUGAGAGAUGAAAUUUUGGUUUAUCAUCCAAUAACCGGGGAACCUUUCUUCUAUUCAGAUGGGCAUCACUUAUGUUUUGUUAAAGAGAAGACUUUACCUCCAUUAACAAUUGUUGAAAAUGAUCCUGUUUUUGACUAA
Trichomonas vaginalis G3 is the source of this 411-nucleotide messenger RNA. RefSeq lists its product as uncharacterized. Lineage: Eukaryota; Parabasalia; Trichomonadida; Trichomonadidae. The coding region runs from base 1 to 411 and encodes 136 amino acids. The transcript has a single exon. The record is from RefSeq and is a predicted model, not a curated record.